ACAUUAUACGGAGGAUCAUAGAAAAAAUAACUAUGCAUGGUGGAAAUCAGUCACCUUCUAGGGCCUGGACAUAUUUUAGUAUGUCUGAAAAUUUGGAGGGUGAGUAUGAGUAUACUCGUAGAGGAGAUGUUGGAGGGCAAGCACUAGAUGGUAAUGUUGUACAUGAUAUAGCACUGUCAAUUGGAGCAUCCAUUGAUAAAGAUCCAUCAAGUGCCAAUAUUGUUCUCUAUGAUCAAUCUAAUCAUGUUUCAGAGUUGAUCUGGAAGGGUGAGAAGAGACGUGUGCUACGGAAUAAUGAACAUAGUCGAACGUCCAUUGAAUGGAAGCUUAGUAAAGAGCAGAAGCGAAUGGUGGAGAUUGCUGGAUUCAAGUACUUACGCCUUAUAGGGCAUUUCCAAAUGGAUCGAUGUCUAUUGACAGCAUUGGUGGAUAGGUGGCGAAGUGAGACUAAUACAUUUCACAUGCCACGAUUUGAGAUGACUAUAACUUUGGAAGAUGUGGCAUAUAUUUUGGGUUUUAGAGUAGUUGGGAAGGCUGUUACUGGGAAAAUGUACAAGGAGACUGAGGAUCUACUUGAUAUGGUACUUGGACAAUACCCUUCAGAUCCUAUCAACAUGAAGGCUCUAUGGAGUGGUUGUGUGAAGCUGACAUGGUUGAGGAACCAAUUUUCACAGUUGCGAAGCAAUGCUUCUGAAAUGGAUGUUAUUCGUGCUACCCUAGCAUAUUUGUUGCAUCUUCUGGGAACUACCAUAUUUGCUUACACAUCUGGAAAUAUGGUUAGCAUUUCGUAUCUACCAAUGCUUACUGAUUUUGUUGAAUGUGUUGAAUAUGCAUGGGGCGCUGCCGCUUUAGCUUUCUUAUAUAGAUCACUGAUGCGUGCCUCAAGGAAGAACACCGCUAAUAUUGGAGGUUCAAUGACCCUAUUUUCAGUAUGGGCAUCCGAGCGCUUAGGAGUUGGCAGACCAGUUGUUGUUCGCAUAUGCAGACCUUUCCCUUGAGAUGUAAGGUGGAAAUGCCGGCGUAGAACGGACAACAUUCAUAACUGCUAUAGACCGUACCGACAUGAACUUGAUUAGCUUAAGGAUGGCGAGAUCAAAUGGCAGCCAUAUGUGACACUUGAGAGUGCCCCUAUUAUCGGUCUUAUAGGCUCAUAUAUGGGUUUGGCUUGCACUUGGCUUAUUCAUUUCAAUGUGGUUGAGAUGCAACUCCUAGAUCGAUGUCUCCGUCAAUUUGGACUAGAACAAAAUGUGCCACAAACUGUCCAUAGAUGGAAACGUCAAACAAUGGCUAGGCUGGGCAUAGAUUAUGAGGAUUUGUUUCAGCAAGAGGUGAGUGAGUGGACAACCUUCAAUGACACCUUUGAAAUAGUUAACGCUCCUCCAGAGUUGAACCCAGGGAGUUACACCAUCGGAUUAUCUUAAAUGGUAUUUACGUGUGAGUCAUGUUAGGAUUCAUCCUCCCCAUGAAGUUGACGACCAGCACCCCAAUGAAUAUAGAUUGAAAGGUUAUGGAGAUAAUGAAGCAUUGGACUUGGUAAGUUAUCACUUCUGUACAUAUUGUAAGAAUUGUUCAUUGCCUUUAA
Messenger RNA from Telopea speciosissima, 1582 nucleotides. Its product is annotated as protein MAIN-LIKE 2-like. Lineage: Eukaryota; Viridiplantae; Streptophyta; Magnoliopsida; Proteales; Proteaceae. The transcript is spliced from 4 exons. Gene Ontology annotation, biological process: meristem development; meristem maintenance. The record is from RefSeq and is a predicted model, not a curated record. Bases 33 to 998 code for a protein of 321 amino acids.